Ylistrum balloti is the source of this 876-nucleotide messenger RNA. RefSeq names its product cytochrome P450 4A2-like. The record is from RefSeq and is a predicted model, not a curated record. Gene Ontology annotation, molecular function: heme binding; oxidoreductase activity, acting on paired donors, with incorporation or reduction of molecular oxygen; iron ion binding. The coding region runs from base 1 to 876 and encodes 291 amino acids. The transcript is spliced from 7 exons. NCBI's taxonomy places the organism in Eukaryota, Metazoa, Mollusca, Bivalvia, Pectinida, Pectinidae.
AUGUCUAAGAAUGGUGUUAGUAACUUGUGUGACCACAGCGAUACAACACCAGUACAAAGAGCUUGUACAUCGUCGAAUGAUGUGAGCCGGGAUGGCGUUCUACUUCUCAUACAAGGCUUACGCCAUAUAGCCAGUUCCUGUAAGUUUGAGGGCGAAGUUGGCCGACGCCGUACUCGUCUUGAGGCCGACAUGUCAGUGUUGACGAAGCGACGACGGGACUUUCUAGACAUUCUGUUGACCGCUCGAGAUGAGCACGGCAUUGGACUGACCGAUCGUGAGGUCAGGGACGAGGUCGAUACCUUCCUCUUUGAAGGACAUGAUACAACAGCUUCGUCUCUAAGUUGGGCCAUUUACUCGUUGUCAAAGAACCCAGAAGAGCAAGAGAAAGUCUACGAGGAAGUAAAACGAGUUCUCGGUGACAGGACAGAUGUUGACUGGUCUGAUAUCAAAGAGUUUUCUCAACUGACCUUAUUUCUGAAGGAGUCCAUGCGCAUGUUUUCCCCAGUACCAUCAGUUGGUAGAAUCACAACUAAAGAAAUAGACCUUGACGGUCUCAAAGUUCCCGCCAAUAUGGAGAUAUAUGUGUUGAUAUAUGCACUCAACCAUCGUCAGGAUAUAUGGGGAGAUCCCGAGAGGUUCAGACCUGAUCGAUUUUCAAACGAUGCUGAAAAAGAUCCAUACAGUUACGUGCCUUUCUCUGCUGGCCCAAGAAACUGUGUUGGUCAACAUUUCGCACUUGAUGAACAAAAGGUUGCCCUUGCAAAAUUACUUCAAAGAUUUAAAGUAUUGCCAGACCCCGACCACCAACCGGAAAUAGAUCUUGAUCUCGUUCUGCGGUCUACAAACGGAAUACGAAUAAAGUUACAGAGACGAUAA